CUGGCGAGAAAAGGCGGGUAAAUGUCUCGUGAAGGCGCGAGGAUGCCUGUUGCUUUGUGUUGCUUCGGCUGAUUCGGUUCCGCAAGCAGAAUUCACACGAUUUUCCCGCAUUUCUUUUCGUCCAAAGUACUCGAAGUCACGGAAUCUGUCAGGCAAAAACAAACGUCACCAUGUUCGAGGCACGUCUGACGCAGAGCGCGAUCCUGAAGAAGGUAUUGGACGCGGUGAAGGAUCUCCUGACGGAAGCGACGUUCGAAUGUUCCGACUCGGGGAUCCAGGUCCAGGCGAUGGACAACGCUCACGUUUCCCUGGUAUCCUUAAACCUCAGGAGUGAUGGCUUUGACAAGUAUCGUUGCGACCGGAAUUUGUCGAUGGGGAUGAGCAUCAGCUGCAUGUCAAAGAUCCUGCGAUGUGCUGGUGCGGAAGACACAGUAACCCUCAGGGCUUUAGAUAAUCCCGAAUCUAUCGUUUUUAUAUUCGAAUCGCCGAACAAAGACAAGCUCGCCGAAUAUGAAAUGAAGCUGAUCAACAUGGAUCAGGAGCACCUUGGCAUUCCUGAAACCUCUUACUCGUGUGUCGUGAAAAUGCCAUCUGCAGAAUUUACUCGCAUAUGCAGAGAUUUGAGUCAGUUUGGAGAAUCUAUAACUUUUGCCUGUACCAAAGAAGGUAUAAAAUUCAGUGCAACUGGUGAUUAUGGCUCAGCUAAUAUCAAAUUAGCACAGACUGCAGACGCUGAUAAUGAAGAGGAAGCAGUAGUAGUUAACAUGCAGGAACCAGUAAAGUUAACAUUUUCUUGUCGUUAUUUGAAUUGUUUUGUAAAGGCUGGUCCUCUUUGCAAUCAAGUUCAACUGUCCAUGUCUGACGAUGUGCCUUUAGUAUGUGAAUAUAAGAUUGGAGAUAUUGGACACAUCAGGUAUUACCUGGCGCCCAAGAUCGAUGACGAGGAGGAAAAUUAAAAUAAAUGAAAUAAAAAGAUGAAUCGGCUUGACACGUUAAUUCUAAUAAGGGGACAAUAUCAUACAUGUAUUUUAAUGGAGAGAAAAUUAAAUAUGCCGUAUUCAAUAUUGAGGUACAAGUAACGCAAAAUUAGAUGUACUUUUAAGGUAAUAUAUUAUUUGAAUUUUA
Nylanderia fulva is the source of this 1125-nucleotide messenger RNA. RefSeq names its product Proliferating cell nuclear antigen (gene PCNA). Gene Ontology annotation, molecular function: DNA polymerase processivity factor activity; DNA binding. Gene Ontology annotation, cellular component: PCNA complex. Gene Ontology annotation, biological process: translesion synthesis; leading strand elongation; mismatch repair. The record is from RefSeq and is a predicted model, not a curated record. Lineage: Eukaryota; Metazoa; Arthropoda; Insecta; Hymenoptera; Formicidae.